Messenger RNA from Capsella rubella, 906 nucleotides. RefSeq names its product putative CCR4-associated factor 1 homolog 3. Gene Ontology annotation, cellular component: CCR4-NOT complex; CCR4-NOT core complex; P-body. Gene Ontology annotation, molecular function: nucleic acid binding; poly(A)-specific ribonuclease activity. Bases 1 to 882 code for a protein of 293 amino acids. NCBI's taxonomy places the organism in Eukaryota, Viridiplantae, Streptophyta, Magnoliopsida, Brassicales, Brassicaceae. The transcript has a single exon. The record is from RefSeq and is a predicted model, not a curated record.
AUGAAGAAAAGUAGUGGCGAAGUUUGGAGAUGGAACAAAGAAGUUGAGAUGAAUGCAAUAAGCGAUGGUUUGAGAAAUUGUUGUUUCAUCGCUGUAGAUACAGAGUUCCCUGGAUGUUUAGUGGAGACUCCCAUAGAAGCGAGUGAGGAGUCUCGGUACACAGACAUGAUAUUUAACGUCGACAAUACCAAACUGAUUCAAUUGGGUUUUACGAUGUUGGACGGUCAAGGAAGAACCCUUGGAACAUGGGAGGUUAAUUUCUCUGAUUUUGAUGAAUCCAAGGACGUCAAGAACGAGAAAUCUAUCGCGUUUCUUAGAAGUCAUGGCCUCGAUCUGGACAGGAUAAGAGAUGAAGGAGUUGGGAUUAACGAGUUCUUCUGGGAGUUUUCUAACAUUCUUAUGGACAAGGACAAGAAGAUUAGUUGGGUGACUUUUCAGGGAUUGUACGACGAGGCUUAUCUAGUUAAAGGCUUCACCGGAGGAGGACCGUUGCCUGAGUCUCCACAAGGCUUUGCGGAAGCUGUCGAGACGCUUUUGGGAGAUGUCUUUGACGUCAAGAAAAUAGCUCGGCUAUGCAGCGGGUUAAGUAGCCAUUACGGACUACAGAAAAUAGCAGAUGCGUUUCAGAUGAAGCGUGUCGGAAAAGCUCAUCACGCUGGCUCUGACAGCGAGCUCACGGCUCGUGUCUUCACCAAGAUGGCUUGUGGUCUGCAUGAUGCCCAAAAGAGAAGGCAGAGUCUUUUUAGAGCUGAUCAGCAAUAUCAAGAUCAGCUUAUGAUGACUACAAGUUAUUUACCACAGCUGCCCCCGAGCCAGAUACCGAUGAACUUCGAUGCUUACCCGCCUUUUGGUGGUUACUUUGGGUUGCCGGCCAAGGAAUGAACUCACUAUGUAUGAUCUAAUGUU